AAUAUGAAAUUUUGGUAUUUUUCUGUUAACUGGACUACAGCCGAUAGGUACAGCAACGGGUAAGAUUCAGGCUGUGAAUGAGGGGUUUCGCACCAGCCCCAGAAUUGUUGAUCCUUCGCGAGAUAUUCGCCUCCAAUGAUCAGUUUUUAACAUGUAUCAGUAAACUGCCUAUUCUACAUGCGUCAUAUGUAGUUGUGCGUUUCGUGUUAGCAAUCGCUCUCACCUCGGCACCCGAUGGCAGCGAGCUCCUACAUCGCUUAAAACUAUAUAACAUCAAGUGGGCUACUUGAAGCCGGCACAGUCGCGUGGACUAAAUAGUUAAAUGCAAUAGUCUCAGCGGAUGACGGUAUCACGCAUCGGAUUAAAGUUACAACUAAAGUUAACAGAAAAGAACCGGAAUUUUCGAGUAAUAUAUAAAUUAUAACAAAAAUUAAGUCUAGAAGAAAAUCUUGCUAAUCGCAUUACAUUUUGUUGUUUGCUGAUAGAGGUUAUUUAGGUACAAUUGUGGAUGUGAAUGAUGCUGUUGGGACGUUAACAGAUCUAUAGAUCAUGUCCACAGGAGCAAAAAUGUCAAAGAAACCACACCUCUAAAUGAGACCCUUUGCGAGAUAUAGCCCCCAAACUUAGCUACGUGUGAUUGAGAGUCACACCAUGCUCUGCUAACACUAUCCCAUUUAACUAUUUAGCCCAUGUGACUAUGCUGACUUCAAGUAGCCCACUUAACUGUUCAUGAAGUAUUUGAUGUUAUAUAGUUUUAGGAGGAUAUGGGAGCUCGUGCCCACCUGGGCACUGAGGUGCUUGACUACAUGUGAAACAUCGGUCAAGGCAAGUGAAAGCAGGCCUUGACAAUUCAGAGCAUUCAGAAUAAGCAGUAGUACUGGUACAUGGAAAAAACGGUUUUUGAUCAAUAGAAGUUAAUGCAUUUAUUAUAGUUAUAGGCACUGAUCACUGGGCCUAUAACAUACUUUUCUUGCAAGCAUGAUGACCAGAGCUGCUGCCGAUGGAUUUCACAUUUGGAGGCAAAUAUCUUUCAAAGGCAUUCAUCAGUUUCCAAUACCCGAAGGAAAAAGUGGUCAACAAGCUGCCGAAAUUUUACAAAAACGAUUAGAAACAAUUGGAUGUGUAAAAGCAGGAACAUUUUGUGUGGAUUGUGAAACAUAUUAUUCUGCUCCACAUAUAAAUCCAAACAGAGCAAUUAAUGUAAUCCAUGAUAGUGAACAUCCAGCAACAUGUUUUGCACUUCUUGAUACAGGUACAUGUCUUGUUGCUGAUACCCAGUUUGAUAUGUUAAUGUUGAAAAUGGCUGGAAUUUACACACCAAAGAAAUCUACUAAAAUAGAAUCUAAAGGUCCCAGAUAUGAAGUAGCUGAUUUCCUUGUAAAAGUAGGAAGUGUUUCAAUGGGUCCCAGUUUCAGAGGAAUUCUUGUGGAAGUAGAAUAUUGUCCAUGUGUAAUUCCUUCUAACUGCUGGGAUUUGAUGAAAGAGUUCUUACAAGGAUUUAUGGGAAAUUGUGUACAGUCACCACCUCAAUAUCUACAAAGUAAAAUGAAUGAAUUAUAUACACCUGUAGAUACUGUCCAACAAUAUAUGGAGCAUUUCAAUUCUUUCAGACGAACCACAUCUGGUGGAAGGUGAACAGAAUUAUUUGUAUAAACAAAAUUUUUUUUCUUAUACAUUCUUGAAUUUGUAUCAUUUGAGGAUUAAAUUAUUUUUAGUAGUUAAAAACAUUCAAAAAGAAAAAGUGUAAAUA
Messenger RNA from Centruroides sculpturatus (bark scorpion), 1750 nucleotides. RefSeq names its product mediator of RNA polymerase II transcription subunit 20-like (gene MED20). Lineage: Eukaryota; Metazoa; Arthropoda; Arachnida; Scorpiones; Buthidae. Gene Ontology annotation, cellular component: mediator complex. Bases 979 to 1635 code for a protein of 218 amino acids. The record is from RefSeq and is a predicted model, not a curated record. Gene Ontology annotation, molecular function: transcription coactivator activity. Gene Ontology annotation, biological process: regulation of transcription by RNA polymerase II. The transcript has 4 exons.